AUGGCGACAUUUACCAGGAUCGACGAGAGUGAAUCUCCUUCUAUUAGCAUUCAUCCUGCACACAAGAUCGCCAAGAUCAACGACAACAUCUAUGGCGGCUUUACAGAGCACAUGGGACGCUGUAUAUACGGCGGUCUCUACGACCCCGGAAACCCUUUGUCAGAUGAAGAUGGGUUCCGAACAGAUGUGAUUGAUGCAUUCAAGGACUUGAAUGUGCCAGUAGUUCGCUACCCCGGCGGCAACUUUGUUGCAACAUACCAUUGGUUGGAUGGUGUUGGGCCCAAGGAGGACAGACCAGCCAGACCAGAGCUAGCCUGGAUAGGUACUGAGACCAAUGAGUUCGGCACUGAUGAAUUUAUGAAGUGGUGUGAGAAAGCCGGCACUGAACCGUACCUCUGCUUGAACUUUGGAACCGGUACCUUGGACGAAGCUCUUGCAUGGCUCGAGUACUGCAACUCAGACCGUAAAACCUACUACGCCAACCUUCGCCGCAAGAAUGGUCGCGAAAAGCCAUACAAUGUUAAAUACUGGGCUCUCGGGAAUGAAUGCUGGGGCCCUUGGAACGUGGAGCAGAUGACCAAAGAAGACUACGCAAAGAAAGCCUACCAGUGGGCCAAAGCUCUCAAACUCCUCGACCCAAACAUCACCCUCAUCCUUUGUGGCGAAACUGGUCACACAUCGUGGGACUACCAUGUCAUCAAAGAGUGCGUCAAGUGGGAUGCCAAUGGUCUCGCAGGUGAUCACACAAAGACUCUCAUCGAUAUGCAUUCCAUCCACAUCUACACCGCUGACAAAGAACAUCUUGCCAAUGCCGUCGCUCCAAGAUCAGCAGAGCGUGCCAUACAAGUAGCAAUGUCUCUCAUCGACUUGGCACGUAUCGAGAACAAAGUACCUGCAGGCGUGCCCAAACCCACAAUCUGCUUCGAUGAGUGGAACGUCUGGGAUCCUGUAAGAGCACCGGGUGAGGAGGGUGGUGAAGAAAAGUACACUCUCUCCGAUGCACUCGCUGUUUCAGUCUUCUUGAACGGCUUCAUCCGUGAGGCGAAGAAUCUCGGUAUGGCUACUAUCGCACAGUCUGUCAAUGUCAUCUCGCCCUUGAUGACCACGAAGAGCGGACUCGUCAAGCAGACAAGCUGGUGGCCGCUAUGGCUCUUCAGCAAGUACAUGCGUGGCCAUACCAUUGCGCUGAACGUACGGGCCCCAGAAUACACGGGUCGUACCAACCCACACUGGAUUCGCGAUGUGAUUGAGACGCCCUAUUUGGAUUGCAGUGCAACGCUAGGUGAUGAUGGAUACGUAAAUCUUGCUGUUACAAACGUCAGCGAGGAGCGUGACCUUGAAGUCUCUUUGCACGGGCUCAAGGCGAAGAACGUGCAAGUCUUCACAGUGACUGGCGACAAUGUAAAUGUCACAAAUACGAUGCAGGAACAAAAGGUUGGUAUCAAGGAGAGCUGCUGGGAUGGCGCAGGCGCCUACACUUUUGGAAAACAUUCAUUCACUCUGCUGAGGUGGAAAGAGGCCUAG
Messenger RNA from Plenodomus lingam JN3, 1524 nucleotides. RefSeq lists its product as uncharacterized. Gene Ontology annotation, biological process: L-arabinose metabolic process; polysaccharide catabolic process. Gene Ontology annotation, molecular function: alpha-L-arabinofuranosidase activity. The record is from RefSeq and is a predicted model, not a curated record. Lineage: Eukaryota; Fungi; Ascomycota; Dothideomycetes; Pleosporales; Leptosphaeriaceae.